Calliphora vicina (urban bluebottle blowfly) is the source of this 1138-nucleotide messenger RNA. RefSeq names its product short-chain-enoyl-CoA hydratase. NCBI's taxonomy places the organism in Eukaryota, Metazoa, Arthropoda, Insecta, Diptera, Calliphoridae. The coding region runs from base 133 to 885 and encodes 250 amino acids. The record is from RefSeq and is a predicted model, not a curated record. The transcript is spliced from 2 exons.
CAAGUAUUUUUUACAGAAACUUCUGCCGAAGAUACUAUAGUGGUGGACAAAGAUGAACAUAUUACUUUAAUAGGCAUAAACCGGGCGCGACAGCGUAAUGCUAUAAACUUUGAGACAGCCGAGAAGCUGUCAAUGGCUUUGAGUGAUUUCGAGGCAGACCCGAGUUCUCCGGUGGCCGUACUUUACGGUAUAGGUGGUUCAUUUUGUGCCGGCUACGAUAUAAACGAACUUGAGUCUCAAUGUGAAAAGGGUAGCUUAGACUUUUUGUUACGUCAUGAAGGUUCUGUGGGGCCCACGCGUCGGCAUUCGGCAAAGACUUUAAUAUGUGGUAUUAGUGGCUUUUGUGUGUCCAGUGGUUUGGAAUUGGCUUUAAUGUGCGAUUUAAGGGUAAUGGAAGAAACCGCCAUAUUAGGCUUCUUCAACAGACGUUUUGGUGUACCUAUGAGUGAUGGCGGCACUGCACGCCUAGCCUCUAUGAUAGGAUAUUCAAGAGCUUUAGAUCUUUUGAUAAGUGGACGUCGCAUCACCGGAAAUGAAGCUUUAGAAAUUGGUCUAGUAAAUCGUUUGGUGGCAACCGGUACUGCUUUAGGUCAAGCAGUUAAUUUAGCUUUUUCCAUUGCCAAAUUCCCUCAAGCUUCUAUAACCCAAGAUCGUAAUGCUCUCUAUACCAAUACAUAUACUCGUCAUGGUUUCCGAACUGCCAUGCAAACGGAAGUUAUGAAUACUUCAAGAGAAGUUUUGGCUGAACUUAAGGAAGGUGUACAACGUUUUAAGAAAUCUGAAAGCAAAGGCUCUAAAACCGAUUCAUUCCAAGUGAAACCAAAACCCAUACCAGAUUGGGAAAAAUCGGAAAUUGAACAUGAAAACAAAACAAAGAAUCAGUAAGCUGUGUAACUGGAUGCAAUUUAGCUUGUUUAGCAUUUUUUAAUAAAGUAAAUUUUGUAAAAUUAUUAUUAUUUAUUUGUUGAAGAUGCACUUUAAAAGUCGCAUUCUUAUUGCACUGUAAUGAUUUAUUUUUAUAAUGUUAUUUUAAGUACAUAUUUUUAACUUAUUCUCUGAGAAUUAAUAUUAAUAUAACAGUUUCACAUUAAAAAAUUCUGUAGCAAAUUAUGAUAAUAAAAGUGAUUCUAAAAUUAUA